GAUCUUGGUGCUCAAAUUCCGCUUGAACAGGUCCCAUCAGAACAGCAAAGGAUUGUUCAGCUAUGCAGGCAGCUUAAUAAGCCUGUUAUAGUAGCCUCCCAGCUGCUUGAAUCUAUGAUUGAAUACCCUAUUCCAACUAGAGCCGAAGUGGCUGAUAUUUCCGAAGCAGUUAGGCAAAGGGGGGAUGCUUUGAUGCUCUCUGGUGAGUCAGCCAUGGGCCAGUAUCCUGAGAAGGCAUUGAGUGUUCUAAAAAGUGCUAGUUUAAGAAUUGAAAGAAGCUGGAGAGAACAAAAACACCAUGAAGUUAUUGAACUACCAUCCAUAGCGUCUUCUUUUACUGGCAGUAUCUCAGAGGAGAUUUGCAACUCUGCUGCCCAGAUGGCUAACAAUUUGGAAGUUGAUGCUCUUUUUGUUUACACCAAGNAAGUUGAUGCUCUUUUUGUUUACACCAAAAACGGACACAUGGCUUCUCUCUUGUCACGAUGUCGUCCUGACUGCCCAAUUUUUGCAUUUACAACCACAACAUCUGUACGUAGACGCCUGAACCUGCAAUGGGGUCUGACACCUUUCCGCUUGAGUUUCUCCAACGAUAUGGAAAGCAACCUCAACAAAACAUUCUCCUUGUUAAAAGCUCGGGGCAUGGUCAGAUCAGGUGACCUUAUCAUUGCUGUUUCUGAUAUGCUGCAGUCCGUUCAAGUUAUGAAUGUUCCAUGACCACAUGCUUUUUUCAUAAGUUCUGAGCUGGGAAACCUUGAUAAUCUAUUCCCCAAUCAUAUUAAUAUAUGGUCAUCAGUUUUUUUCUUUGCUAGAGAGUUAAAUAUCACAUUUUUCUUAAUUAUAUCCAAUUCUUGGGAGCUGGAUUACUGACUUUUGGUGUAACUCAACUGUAUUACUAAACUUUGCCUUCCGUUGGAAGUUGGCAACAAAAAUGUUAGCGCUAUUACUCUUUUGUCUCA
Messenger RNA from Nicotiana tabacum (common tobacco), 956 nucleotides. The record is from RefSeq and is a predicted model, not a curated record. Lineage: Eukaryota; Viridiplantae; Streptophyta; Magnoliopsida; Solanales; Solanaceae.